Messenger RNA from Myxocyprinus asiaticus (Chinese sucker), 1531 nucleotides. RefSeq names its product prostaglandin F2-alpha receptor-like. NCBI's taxonomy places the organism in Eukaryota, Metazoa, Chordata, Actinopteri, Cypriniformes, Catostomidae. Gene Ontology annotation, molecular function: thromboxane receptor activity; prostaglandin F receptor activity. The record is from RefSeq and is a predicted model, not a curated record. Gene Ontology annotation, cellular component: plasma membrane. The transcript is spliced from 2 exons. Gene Ontology annotation, biological process: adenylate cyclase-activating G protein-coupled receptor signaling pathway; inflammatory response; positive regulation of cytosolic calcium ion concentration. The coding region runs from base 210 to 1340 and encodes 376 amino acids.
ACUAGGAACAAAACAGAGGUUUAAAUUAAUUACACACACUUUGGGUCUCUAAAGUGUUGCUAAUUUAAUGUGUAAAUAAAUGGCAUACAAAUAUCCCAUACGACUCAUUUUUUUCAGUCAUUCUUGAACUAAGAAAUCUAAACUUUUGAUUUAAUUUUGUGCUACUUAAAAAAAGUCACUAAUGUUUUUGUUUAUUUCCAGUGUCAAUCAUGACUUACAAUGGGUCAGCAAAUGUUGGAUGCUUGGUGUCGAGCGAUGUGUGUAACGGGAACUUGACCAAAAGGGAAGUGUCUGUGACCUCAACUGCCAUCUCAAUGUCGGUGGGCAUAGUUUCCAACACUCUGGCCCUCCUCAUCCUAAUCAAAGCCUACCGCAGGUUCAGAUUCAAGUCUAAAGCAGCCUUUCUCCUCUCCGCUGGUGGUCUGGUGGUGACUGAUUUCUUGGGACAUCUGAUCAAUGGCUCUUUAGCUCUCUAUGUUUAUGCCUCCCAGAAAGACUGGGAAAUAUUUGACCCCCACAAGGCUCUAUGCAACUUUUUUGGUGUUUGUAUGGCUUUCUUUGGCUUGAGUCCCCUGCUGCUCGGGAGCUUGAUGGCAGUGGAACGCUGCAUCGGAGUGACCCGUCCACUUUUCCACACCACAGCUCUGGGGUCCCAUCAUGUCAAGAGGCUGCUGGUUCUGACUUGGCUCCUGGGUCUGCUGGUGGCUCUACUGCCCAUCAUGUUUCAGCGGCCAUACCAGGUGCAGCGUUCCCGUAGCUGGUGCUUUUUCCGCCUGCAUGGGCCGCGUGACUGGGUGGAUGUGCUUCUCCCGAUAUUAUUUUCUGUCCUGGGCUUGCUUGCACUUCUGGUGUCACUAGUUUGUAAUACUGUGACUGGUCUCACUCUCCUGCGGUGUCGGGUACAGCUUGACCGAGAUCAUCAUCGCCAUGGCUGUAACACAUCACACCAUUCUGAAAUGAUCUGCCAGCUUUUGGCAAUUAUGUUGGUUUCCUGUGUGUGUUGGGGCCCUAUUCUGAUAACAAGCAUCAUCUUAAGCCUACAGGAUCAUGAUGAGGAUCAGACAUACACCCAUAUGCUGCUGGUUGUGCACAUGGCAACAUGGAACCAGAUUCUCGAUCCAUGGGUCUACAUUCUCCUUCGGAAAGCUGUGUUGAAGAGGCUUUUCCAGGUGGCACUGAGACUUUGCAGUACUCAUCCCAAACCCACAUUCUGGUGGCAGGGCAGCACUCUGGGUAGUUCCAUAGAGGCCAGUAGCUCAGUGAUCAGUAGACCAGACCUCAUCUGCCUGGAUGGGCCUUUCUUACCAGACACAGCCAUCCAAUCAGCUCACCUCCCUUGAGCCUCAAUGAGGGAUAUGAGACCUCGAUUAACGGAUAUGAGGAUAAUAAGUGGAAAAGACUGUUUCAGAUGUCCAUUCUAAGACCUAAGUUCAGUCUUAGGUCACUUACCUAAGUGUGAGGGGUUCUCAUUAGUGGAGGUACAGUGGAGCCAAAUUUAGAUAGGGACCAAAAAGGAGCUAACUGCAUUUUG